Molecule: messenger RNA, 1410 nt
Organism: Nicotiana attenuata
Lineage: Eukaryota; Viridiplantae; Streptophyta; Magnoliopsida; Solanales; Solanaceae
Product: zinc finger protein STOP1 homolog
Exons: 1
Coding region: 57-1232 (391 amino acids)
Biological process (GO): response to acidic pH; response to aluminum ion
Source: RefSeq, a predicted model, not a curated record
AAGACAAAAAGAAGAAAGAACAAAUCUACAAAUCAGAAAUUAGAGCAUAAUCCAAGAUGAUUGAAGAGACGACCAAUAUUCCAUGUUUCCCUAAUACUAAUCCACAAAACCUACCAUUAUAUGCACCUAUUCAUCAUAAUCUUGAUCAUAUGAUUUCUUCUUCAGUUCAUGUUUCAGAUACAUCUUCUUUAAACCAUUCUGAUCAACCAAGUAAUUGUUUCCUUUAUAAUUUAUCCCUUCUGAAAGAAAAGGUUGAUCAAAUUCAAUCACUUGCCACCAUGUUUAUUUCUACUGAUAACCAAACAAUAGUCCAAACAUCCGAGUCAACGUCUAUGGCCAUUGCAAAUAUGGGAAGUUUGAUUCAAGAAAUCAUCACAACUGCAUCCUCUCUCAUGUUUUCUUGCCAGAAGAUUUUCCUUGGCUCGACUUCAGCCACCAAUAAUAUUAAUUCAAGUAGAUUUCUUGAACCAUCUCAAAUCAAGCUUCAAGAUAAUGGCCAUGUUGAUCCUUUGCCUCAAGGUUUCUACUCGAACGAAACGCUUGAUCAUUGGUAUGAAGAAAAUUAUGCUUCUUGUAGUAAUAUUGAAGAUAACAAAAGUCAUAGUACUAUUAUAGCAAUUACCGAUCAUAGUAGUGUUCAAUUGGGAAAAAGGAAAUUCAAGAAUGAAGGAAUGCAAAAUAUUUCAUCACAAGAAAAUUGUGAUAUUAUUGAGUUGGAUGCAGCUGAUUUAUUGGCUAAGUACACACACUAUUGUCAAAUUUGUGGAAAAGGAUUUAAAAGGGAUGCUAAUUUGAGAAUGCACAUGAGAGCUCAUGGAGAUGAAUACAAGUCUAAUGCUGCUUUAAGUAAUCCAUUGAAAAACAAUGGAAAUGAUGGAUUAUCAAAAUUGAGUAAGAAAUAUUCUUGCCCACAAGAAGGUUGCAGGUGGAAUAAAAAACAUGCCAAAUUUCAGCCAUUGAAAUCAAUGAUAUGUGUCAAGAAUCACUACAAGAGAAGUCAUUGUCCCAAAAUGUAUAUGUGUAAUAGGUGCAAUAAGAAGCAAUUUUCUGUGUUAUCUGAUCUUAGAACUCAUGAGAAACAUUGUGGUGACCUCAAAUGGCAGUGCUCAUGUGGUACUACUUUUUCAAGGAAAGAUAAGCUUAUGGGACAUGUUGCUUUAUUUGUUGGACAUACUGCAGUUAUAAAUUCCUUGGCCAAGAUGGGAAAAUAUGAGCAGAAUAAUGUUCAGUAAAGUUCAAUACAGGAUAGGUAAAAGAGGAAGUUUGGCGGUGGCAUCGCUCGUGGCAGCUAAUGACGGGUGCGUCGUGCAAGUGGUGCGAGGGGCGUAUCUAGGGGGGGUUCCAUGGGGUACGUGAACCCAUGCUCCCCUCCCUAAAUCAUGUAUAGUAAUAUUAUAUUUUCUCAAAAAU